AUCAACCUCGAGGGCCUUUCCACAUAUUCCUUCAUGGAUGUGGAGGGUGGCGCCAGCGCUGAUGAGGAGGGCAAGGAGGAUGGGGACACCGGCAAGGUUGACGUGGACCAGCUGUCGGAGGACGCCAUUUCCAGCGAUGAUGAGAGCGACGGAGACGAUGACAACGAAAGGACCCGCUGACCCAGCUCGACGACGAUGACGAAUUG
Molecule: messenger RNA, 206 nt
Organism: Ectocarpus sp. CCAP 1310/34
Lineage: Eukaryota; Phaeophyceae; Ectocarpales; Ectocarpaceae
Source: the annotation of a GenBank genome assembly